Molecule: messenger RNA, 1516 nt
Organism: Impatiens glandulifera
Lineage: Eukaryota; Viridiplantae; Streptophyta; Magnoliopsida; Ericales; Balsaminaceae
Product: thiamine-repressible mitochondrial transport protein THI74
Exons: 3
Coding region: 127-1320 (397 amino acids)
Biological process (GO): transmembrane transport; regulation of peptide transport
Cellular component (GO): membrane
Molecular function (GO): transmembrane transporter activity
Source: RefSeq, a predicted model, not a curated record
UUGAAUAUCAAUCAGGAAGGAAAGGAAAGGAGUUGAUUUUGACUGUUGAAGUUGUUGCGAUCAGCUAAUAUAUAUAUAUAUAUCAGACUUGAUCUUCUCAGCAUGUUCUAUUUCUAGAAUAGGGAUAUGGAGAAGAAUCAUGUUUGGAGAUGGACUUUAGGUCUAAUUUACAUAUUAGCUGUUGCAUCCAUCUGGAUCGCUGCAAGUUUCGUUGUUCAGUCGGUGGUCGAUGGAGGCGUAUCCCCUUUUCUCAUUACAUACAUUUGUAAUUCAUUGUUCAUACUAUUGAUUCCUUUAGUUGAAAUCGGAAGAUAUUUAGAGGAUACAUACGGAACCAUCUUCUUCUUCUGGAGAAGAAAAACAAGUCAUUUUCCAGAACAAACUAAAGACUCAGAGGUUGUUCCUCUUCAACAUGACGACAUCGCAGAUCUUCAAUCUCUCGACAUAAAUAAUCCAGAACUUCUUCUGCCCGUUACAGAAGAACAAGUUGCUGAUAAAGGGUUGGAUUCAAAAGGGCGAUGGACACGGAUGAGACUGGCAAAAAUCAGUCUUUUGAUCUGCCCCUUUUGGUUCCUGGCACAACUCACAUUUAACCUCUCCCUUAAGUAUACAACAGUGACGUCAAAUACAAUCUUAAGUAGUGUAUCAAGCCUUUUCACCUUUGUGGUAGCUCUUGUAUUCUUGGGUGAGAAAUUCACUUGGAUUAAGCUGAUCAGUGUAAUUCUUUGUAUGGGAGGAACUGUCAUUGUCAGCUUGGCUGAUUCUGGGACAGGGUUAAGUGCAGUUGCUUCAAACCCUGUUCUUGGUGAUGGUCUUUCUCUUGUAUCUUCAGCCUUGUACGCCAUAUACAUAACCCUUAUUCGUAAAAAUCUACCUGAUGAAGAUGAUGAAAAAAGUGGGAAAGCCAGUAUGGCACAAUUCCUUGGUUUCUUAGGAUUAUUCAACCUAUUGAUCUUCCUGCCUGUUGCAGUUAUACUCAGUUUUACCCAUCUAGAGUCAUUCAACUGGCUCACAUGGAAGCAACUUGGCCUAAUCGUUGGUAAAGGGUUGAUGGAUAAUGUGUUGAGUGAUUAUUUGUGGGCUAAGGCGGUUCUUUUAACAACAACUACAGUGGCAACGGCUGGACUUACCAUCCAAGUACCGUUAGCAGCGAUUAUCGAUACAUUGAUAGGAAAUGCACCUAAUCCAAUGGACUACAUUGGUGCUGCAGUCAUUAUGGUGGGUUUUGUGGGAAUUAACAUCCCAUCUGAUAUCUUUUCCAGAUGGAAGGAUCAUCAUCCACAUGAAGAACUUGUUCAAGUCAGGUCAACCAGUUCCUAGUGUUUUUGCUCAUUUGAUUCUUUGUGAUUUACUUAGCAUGCUUCCAAAAGUGUAUACUUUUCUUUUUAUGUGUCAAAAGGUAUUAGAUGAUUUAUUAUUUUGUUCUAUUAUAUUUUGUGUACACAUUUUGGUAGGUAUAUAAAAACAGUGUUUAUUAAUUAUUACUGAAGAGUUUUCUUUUUUAAGUUUGAUUUCA